Messenger RNA from Pseudogymnoascus verrucosus, 2448 nucleotides. RefSeq lists its product as uncharacterized. Bases 215 to 2152 code for a protein of 645 amino acids. Gene Ontology annotation, molecular function: GTP binding; GTPase activity. Gene Ontology annotation, cellular component: cytosol. Gene Ontology annotation, biological process: ribosomal subunit export from nucleus. The transcript is spliced from 2 exons. The record is from RefSeq and is a predicted model, not a curated record. Lineage: Eukaryota; Fungi; Ascomycota; Leotiomycetes; Thelebolales; Thelebolaceae.
GUAGAUUCCAAGAGGUCUUGGUAGAGAAAGUUUACGUGAUCUCGAAAUUUAGUACUGCGGGGAGAAAAUUGGGCGGCGAUAAACUUUUGCCACCCCGCCUUAUCAAUACCUGCAAAACCUCGUUAAUACAUCAUACCCCUCCUCCACCAAAACUCGACACACGACAUAAAUAAACCACAACAAUUAGGAAUAAAUACACAGGACCUACGUCAAUAUGGUGCUGGCUAAGUCGAAGAAGGCUGUCGGCCUUGGAAACAGUCUGAUGAAUGACCGUUUCGGAAAAGGCAAGGGAGCAGACAGAAAGAAAGUCACUUCCGCAGGAAUUCACAGAAUCAACCACGCAACAGGAGAGACAUAUGUCACGAACGAGAGAAAGGAGGCCAGUUGGGUCAAGAUGCGCUCUGUUACCGAACAAGCUGCCUUGGACGAGUUUUUAUCGACAGCAGAACUCGCUGGAACCGAUUUCACAGCGGAGAAGAUGAGCAACGUCAAAAUUAUCCACACCGACCAGAAGAACCCAUACUUGCUGUCCGCAGCAGAGGAGAGAGCCGCUGUUGGAAAGCAAAAGGAGCACUCCGACAAGUUGACAGUGCCUAGACGACCACACUGGGAUGCUUCGACGACGGCAGAACAACUGGAUCGUGCGGAGAGAGAGGCACUUUUGGAGUGGAGACGCGGGCUUGCAGAGCUACAAGAGCACAACGAUUUGCUCCUUACACCAUUCGAACGCAACUUGGAGGUUUGGAGACAAUUGUGGAGAGUUAUUGAGCGCUCAGACUUAAUCGUUCAAAUUGUGGAUGCAAGAAAUCCAUUGCUAUUUCGAUCGAUCGAUUUAGAAAGAUAUGUCAAGGAUGUCGACCCAAAGAAGGAGAACUUGCUGCUAGUCAACAAGGCUGACAUGAUGACACUUGCACAAAGACAGGCAUGGGCGGACCACUUUGAAUCGGCUGGAAUUGCAUACAAGUUCUUCUCUGCUCACCUUGCAAAGGAGAUCAACGAGGCUAGACUAGAGGAGGAAGACCAAUCCGAAUCCGAAUCUGAGGAUGAAGAGGAGGCUGGACUGAGGAACAAAGCAAAGGGUUUGACCUUAAAGGACGCAGAGGGCAGCGAGGAGGAGGACGAUCGUGGCGAUGACGUACGGACUCAUAUCCUUACUACGGAGGAGCUAGAGGAGCUUUUCCUGCGCCAUCUUCCAGCCACUACAGGUGAUUCAACAGACGAGUCAAGAAAGACACAGAUUGGACUUGUCGGAUACCCUAACGUCGGAAAGUCUUCGACUAUUAACGCCCUUAUCGGUGCAAAGAAGGUGUCUGUCUCCGCGACUCCCGGAAAGACAAAGCAUUUUCAAACCAUCCAUCUCUCUGAGAAGGUCAUCCUGUGCGAUUGCCCUGGAUUGGUUUUCCCCAACUUUGCGACUACCAAGGCAGAACUUGUCUGCAACGGUAUCCUGCCAAUCGAUCAACUACGUGAGUUCACUGGUCCUGCUGGCCUCGUGACGAAGAGAAUCCCUCAGCACUUCCUGGAGGCGCUCUAUGGUAUCAAGAUUGAAACACGGCCGCUGGAGGAAGGCGGAACUGGCAUUCCUACAGCGGAGGAGAUGCUUAUGGCUUACGCAAAAGCGAGAGGUUUCACAAGAACUGGUCAAGGCCAGCCCGAUGAGUCAAGAGCUGCGAGAUACGUCCUCAAGGACUAUGUCAGUGGUAAGAUUCUCUUCUGUAUGCCGCCACCAGGCAAUAUUGACCCAUACGACUUCAACCGCGAGCUUUACGACGAUGGGAACCUUCCAGAGAAGCGCAGAAACGCUCUCCAUGCAAUGAGCUCCGAUGAUCACGAUGAUAUGCAAUCGCUCGCUGACUCGACCCUCUCGGGAUACGAGACGGGACCAAAGACAUCGAAGAUGGAUGGCGCCUUCUUCGGUCAAGGACAAGGAAACAAUGCACAUCUCAGAAUGCCCUUUGCACACAAGUAUACUGAACAGGGUACUGCUUCCGGAAAACUACUCAGCGGCCGUAAGCAACGGACCAUGGCGGCCUUGGAGAAGGAUGUUGAUCCCAAAGACGCCAAGUUAUUGACCAGUAAGAAACACUUCAAAGGAGGGGUACAGGGGAAUGGCAAGCGUAGAGCAGAUUAUUUCAAUGAUGGGGCCAUAUAGUUCCAUGAGGGGUAUGCUUUGCUCGAUUAGUUAUUAGGUGGAUCUAGUGUACUGCACUGCACUUCUUUAUGACGGUCUGGACGGGUGGCGAGGAUAGAGGGGGGGAGCAUUCGAACGGCGUUUCAAAAGGGAUUUAAAAUCUGCAUUACCGAGCGUUGAAUUUCUAUUUUGAUUUUUGAUGCUCUUUCACAGUAGUAUACACUUAUAUAUGCUGCUAGAAAUGCAAUAACAAUAAAAUCGUAGAUACUUUUGAUCGCUUGUUGUGUAAAUUUGGGGAAGAGUCGUCUAUUUCGGUC